Fusarium falciforme is the source of this 1233-nucleotide messenger RNA. RefSeq names its product Oxidored-FMN domain-containing protein. Bases 1 to 1233 code for a protein of 410 amino acids. Lineage: Eukaryota; Fungi; Ascomycota; Sordariomycetes; Hypocreales; Nectriaceae. Gene Ontology annotation, cellular component: intracellular anatomical structure. The record is from RefSeq and is a predicted model, not a curated record. Gene Ontology annotation, molecular function: NADP binding; FMN binding; NADPH dehydrogenase activity. The transcript is spliced from 2 exons.
AUGACGAACCAAGAUAUCGAGAACAAGCCCGCUGCUGGGGUUCCUUACUUCACCCCGGCCCAGGAGCCCCCGGCUGGUACCCCGCUUGACCCGGCUUCGGCCCCGACACUCUUCAAGCCCCUCCGGAUCCGUGGCAUUGAGCUCCAUAACCGCUUCGGAGUCUCUCCUAUGUGCACCUACUCGGCCCAGGAUGGAAAGCUGACCGACUGGCACCUUGUUCACCUCGGCCAGUUCGCUCUGAAGGGCGCCGGCCUCGUCUUUGUCGAGGCCACUGGUGUCGAGCCCCGGGGCCGCAUCAGCCCCAACGACUCUGGCCUCUGGGACGACGAGCAGAUUGCCCCUCUCAAGCGCAUCACGGACUAUAUCCACAGCCAGAACUCGCGGGCGGCUAUUCAGCUCGCCCAUGCCGGCCGCAAGGCGAGCACGCUUGCCCCCUGGAUCGGCGGCACUGCUACAAAGACGCUUGCACCUGAGAGCGUGGGCGGCUGGCCUGAAGAUGUUGUUGGACCAAGUGCGGUCCCCUUUGCGGACGACCAUGCCACGCCGAAUGAGUUGACGGUGGACCAGAUCAAGGAACUUGUGCAGAAGUGGCAGGAUGCUGCUGUGAGAGCCGUCAAGGCGGGCUUUGAUAUUAUUGAGAUUCAUGGCGCUCACGGAUACUUGAUCACCAACUUUCUCUCGCCUGUCUCCAACAAACGAACAGACCAGUAUGGUGGUAGCUUCGAGAACCGAACUCGCUUCCUCUUUGAGAUCAUUGAGGCUGUUCGUGCCGUGAUCCCCUCCGAGAUGCCCCUCUGGCUGCGCCUCUCAGCUACGGAGUGGAUGGAGUGGAGCGGAGAGCCCUCAUGGGAUAUUGAGAGCAGCAUCCGCCUGGCCAAGCUGCUCCCGGCCGCCGGGAUCGACGUUCUCGACGUGAGCAGCGGCGGCAACGCCUCGGCCCAGCAGAUCAAGGUUCACCAGACCUUCCAGUCGGACCUGGCGGGCAAGAUCCGCGAGGCUCUGCGCGCCGACGGAAAGGAGCUGCUCAUCGCGACGGUGGGCCUCGUCGCCGACGGCGCCUUUGCCCGGUCUGUCGUCCAGGAGGACGAGAAGCCCCAGGCCGACUUUGUUCUCGUGGGCAGGCAGUUCCUUCGGGAGCCCGACUUUGUGCUCAGCGCCGCGCAGCAGCUGGGUGUGGAGGUCAAGUGGCCGAACCAGUAUCACCGGGCAGGACCCAAGCCCCGUGGACGGUAG